AUGGCACGGAAGGUCGGGUUCGGAUCCAAGAAACCCCGGUCUACUGCCAAGCGGGAAGCUCAGAAGGCCCGAACGGUGCGCAUGCUGCCCAAAGCCAAAAGGGACUACAUCAUUGACGAUCGUCCCUCGCAGCGCAACAAGGGUCGGAAGAUCAGUUCUGUCGCUCUGACAAAGGGCAAGUACGAAGCCAUUCCUGGAACGCGGGUUCAGCCAGCGCCAGGAGGCAAGCACGUGCGGGUUAUCAUCCAGGACGGGAAGACCUUCGACCCUCAGAACGUCCGGGCAGCGAGGCGGCAUCUGAAGCAGCUGGCAGCAGAGUCAGAGACCCUCGCGCGCAUCCACGGCACCAAGGCCGGCAUGUUGGCAGUCGCUGUAGGCUUCGAAGUUCCUCCCAGCGGUGUCUCAGUCGCUGAAUGCCUUCAGGAACAGCUUUCGGUCGCCAAGUCAGCUGCCGAAAUAGCAGCCAAAGCAGCUGACUCCAAGGGCAGGCCCUCAGCUGCAUUGUUUUAA
This is a messenger RNA of Symbiodinium natans, 510 nucleotides long. The record is from the annotation of a GenBank genome assembly. NCBI's taxonomy places the organism in Eukaryota, Dinophyceae, Suessiales, Symbiodiniaceae.